Molecule: messenger RNA, 11213 nt
Organism: Salvelinus fontinalis (brook trout)
Lineage: Eukaryota; Metazoa; Chordata; Actinopteri; Salmoniformes; Salmonidae
Gene: nhsb
Product: Nance-Horan syndrome b (congenital cataracts and dental anomalies)
Exons: 14
Coding region: 453-5870 (1805 amino acids)
Biological process (GO): lens development in camera-type eye; cell differentiation
Source: RefSeq, a predicted model, not a curated record
CAGUAUGCAGGACGCGCUUCGCCGUUGAUUUGGCGCUCAACACACUAGGUAGGCUACUGCCGCUUGUAUAGCUUCCCCUAUUCCUGAAUCCGGAUCCGGAUCAUGAGUACAACACUCCGGGGUUUUGUGUUCUCUUCCUUUAAAGCCCUCACGCUCUCCUCUGGAGCAAUGAAAAACUAGAACCGGGGAGGCCACGGAGGCAACCCAAGAUCAUUCGGGCAGCGCGGAUCCUUAUAUGCAGGCAGGCUGCGCCACGCUUCGGGAGAACGGACGGAGUAAGAUCUCAGCAACGAAAAGGAUGGUGGGUCUGAAGGAGACACGGGGAACUUUGGAUUGAGGAGAGGAGGGGACGAGGGACGGAAGACCGCCCGAUGAACGACAGUUUUUUCCUUGGAUAUUUUUUGUGUGCUUUUUCUAGGGGGGAUUUUGGAUAAUUUUUGCGGUUGAUCAAAAUGCCAUUUGCCAAAAGGAUUGUUGAACCCCAGUUACUGUGCAGGUUACCUAUUCCAAAUGACGAAUGCUCGCUCAACAUUGAGGAUCUGUGCUCCAUCAAUAAUGUGGUGCUCUCGCGGACCUUGCGGCAGCUCUCCGACCUGGCCAAACACGCCUGCUCCCUAUUUCAGGAGCUGGAGAACGAGAUCAUGUCCACCAACCAGAGGGUCUGGGUUCUGCAGAAUAAAAUAGGGAAGAUCCAACAGAACGUCAGCGGUCUAGAUCCCAAAAAGGAGGCAGUGCCUGUCUCUAACCUGGAUGUGGAGAGUAAGCUAACAGUGCACUACCAGGCCCCAUGGCACCAGCACCACAACGUGUUUCACCCCUGCAGCCGGCCACCAUGCGUAGAGGAGCUCCACAGAUGUGCCAAGCAGAGCCUGCGAGCCCUGCACAGAGACCAACAGCAACGGCAACGGUCGAACAGCCGCGAGCGCAGAGUGACCAUCUCUGGGGCUCCUCCAAUGCCCACCCUCCCUUCCCCACGCACCCUCAGACGGCACGAGCAGAGGGGCAGGCACAGCCGCGCGCAGGCGAGACCAGAGAGAGAGAUAGAAUAUCAACUGCGGAAGGAGAGACACGUGAAAGAGACAGACAUCCAGACAAUACAAAGAAAGGAGAGACCUGGAAGGGAAGUUCACUGUCACACUAUACAGAGAAAGGCUGCCACUACCACUGACCCUGAUGCUGAGCCUGCAGUGGGCCACAGGUCUACUGGUGCUAUCCCCAACCCCCCCUCCACACUGGACAAGCAGACCAACUGGUCCAAGGCCCUGCCUCUGCCCACCCCCCAGGAGAGGAUGAAGAGUGACCCAGCAGUCGUGUCCUCGUGCAUCAUCCCCAUCAACGUCACUGGGGUGGGGUUCGACAGGGAGGCUAGUGUGCGCUGCUCCCUGGUACACUCCCAGUCUGUGCUGCAGAGGAGGAGGAAGCUGAGGAGGAGGAAGACCAUCACUGGUAUCCCCAGACGAGUUCAGCAGGACAUGGACUCUGAUGAGUCUCCAGUGGCGAGGGAAAGGACCGUGAUGGUCCACACCAACCCUCACCUGUCCCUCUGUCAGGAGGAGCUGUCCCUCCGAGGGGGACACACCAAGGACUCCGGCUGCCAGACGGACGACUGCCUGAUCGGUGGCGGUGGUGCCCCGUCCAGGAGACGUAUACGUGCCCAGCGCGGCGGCCAGGGGGGCAUCCCCGCCUCCCUCUCCCACUCCACCGGGAACAUCUCCUCGCUCCCCGACCACCCUGACACCGCCAUGUACACCGCCUCCGGCUCCCGCCUCCGCUCCCGCAGCCUCCCCCGCGAGGGCGGCCGCAUACGCGACGAGGACCAGGACGAUAGUGAUGAAGAUGAGGAUGAUGAUGACGACGAUGAUGAUGAAGAUGAGGAGCUCUCUCCGUACGAGACGGAGGACUUCCUCCCGGGAACGGGGCCAAGGAUGUUAAAGGACGAGGAGGAGAGUACGGAUGACCAGGCCAUGCCAGAGCUGCAGCUGGGGAGUCUGAAGAGGAUACAGCAAGGAGACGGGGGGAGUCCAGAACACAUGUGGAUGGAGAGGGGUCGCUCCCGCCUCCCCCGUCAGGUCGACAUGGGGAGCUGUGAGAUCUCCUCCAGCUCAGACACCUUCAGCAGCCCCAUCCACUCUGUCUCUACUACGGGGGUGCUGAGAGGACAGAUAGACCACAAGGAGGAUCACCAGUCGUCCAGUGGUAACUGGAGUGGCAGCAGUUCCACAUGCCCCUCCCAGACCUCCGAGACACUCCCCCCUGCCGCCUCACCCCCUCUGACCGGCUCCUCCCACUGUGACUCGGAGCUGUCGCUCAACGCCGCGCCACACGCCAUCGAUGACCUCACCGGCUUUAUCAUCGACCCAUACCAUUCGGAUCAGCCGCAGGGCCAGGGUCAUAGGUCCAGCUCCUUCACCUCCUCAGCCACUGACCAGCUGGAUGAUGCAGGGGUCAGCACUGCCAGCGAGGGAGAGUGGACCUACCCUCAAGACCAGGCUGAUCAGGACCAGCUGUGUUGUCAGGACUUCAGCCCCAGGCGUUCCUCCAGGGGGGACCAGACCAGGAUAGACUUCACCAGCAUCAGCACCUACGACGGCUUCUCAGAGCGAGCUCCCCCUACUGCUGCAGCAGACUCCCAGGGCUUCUACUCAUCCUCCAUGCACUUUGACCCCAUGCAGGGCCAGAGUUACAGGAGCUACAUGUACAACUAUGCAGCAGUGGGCUCUGGCACUGACUGUGGCCAGGGUAAUACUGUGGGCGCUACGCCUGGUGAGGGAGAGGGCAUGGCUGGGUAUCCUCCUCAGUCCUCUGACUACAGGGGAGCCACCCUGACGCUAGGGAGGCCGUGUCGUCCGCUGAAGAAACCAAAGGUCAAGCCACCCCCACCAAAACGGAGCUCAUCGCUGAAGGAGAAGUGUAGCGCUGGUGCUCCAGAGAACGUCCCCCCUGAGCAGGGCGAUGAGCAGGGCGACCAGGACCAACCAAAGAUUCCUAGUAGUGGGCAGACCCAGACAUUGAACCUGCCCAUGUCUUCCAGGGACAGAGAGAUGAGGCUGCAGCUGGACAUGGCCAGCCCAGGGGAGGUGGAGAAUCCUGGGUUGGAGGCUGAGGCGGUGGGUGGUGGUGGUGGAGGUGCCUGGGGGAUGGGGAGCCCCAGGAGCCCCAGGACUGUGGAGAUGACGGAGCCCACCUCGUUCGGGUCCACGGACACUCACUCCUUCAAGGACGAGGGCGCCGUUCAGUCUGACUAUGCAGACCUCUGGUUCCUCAACGACUUGAAAUCCAAAAAUAACCUGGACCCCAACGGCUCCUUGUCCACCUCCAGCACUGCUACGGGUACUACUGUUAUCGAAUGCAUGAAGUCGCCGCUGGACAGCUCCUCCUCUCCCGGGGGAGAGACCCAGGUGUUGAUGCAUUCCUCUGGCUCUGGUUCCAGCUCCUCCAGGCCCACCUCCCCUCCUCUUCCCCCCGGGGAUGGAGACUUCAAGCUGGGCUCUCCUGAGAAGCUGGCUGGCCUCGCCUCGCCCUCCAGCGGAUACUCUAGCCAAUCCGAGACGCCCACGUCUUCAUUCCCAUUAGCGUUCUUCCCCGGCCCGCUCUCUCCGACCAGCGGGAAACGGAAACCCAAAGUCCCCGAGAGGAAGUCUUCUCUAUCCUCGCUGCAGCACCAGGCCCAGACCCAGUUCUCUAGCUCGGCCUCUGGAUCCUCCUCUUCCUGUUCCUCUUCCUCUUCCUCGUCAUCCAGGAAGGACUAUGACUUCCCGGCUCCACCCACCCAGCUGGACUUAAGUUCUCUUCACAGCGCCCACAGCAGCCGGCCGUUACCCACUCUGGCCCACCGGACCCACAUGCACACGCUGCACCAGAACAAGCAGAGGGCAGCAGCAGCAGCAGAGGCCCGGGCCACCGCGGGUAACACUGCAGCCGCUAACGCUAAUGCUAGUGCUAAAGCUAGUGCUAACGCUACCGCUAGUGCGAAUGCUAACACUAGUGUUAACGUUAGUGCAGCCCCCUCUGGGUUUAUCUAUGGAUCCACUCUGACCCCAGAGGCCCCACUUGCUGCCAACCCCAUGGCCCUGGCCAUCACCCCCACUGUGCUGCGCUCCGUCCAUCUACGUUCCAUCGGCCACAGGGCCACAGAUGGUUCUCAGCCCCAGGCCCUGGGCCAGGCUCAGGGUGCUCAGGGCCAGGAGCCUCCACCACCACCACCACAAGCAUGGGCCCACGAGGCUUCAGGGGCCCCUGCCACCAGACCCAAGAUGCCCAGUGUAACCAUUGUGACCCCCCACUCUGACACCAACACCAGGCCCCUGCCACCCAGGAGACCCAUCGCCCAGAAACCCCCGCCACCACCGUGCCAGGACCCUCACCACCCUUCUCAGGAGCAACACCACCACUCUGUACCCCAGCCCCAGCACCAUCCCACCCCCAUGCAGCACCCGGACGGCCCCCCGCCCUAUGAGAGCCUGGCCAGGCACCGGCAGGACCGCUACAGCCCCGGAACCUUCUGGGCAAUGACGGCGUUCCGGACACGGCCUGCGGAACCUUUGGAACUUGAGGAACCCAUGCACCGAGCUCCACCGCCAACUCCGGAACCCGUGAUUCCUACUACACAUCCGGAGUGCCACGUGCUAGGGGAGCGGACAGAGGAUGAAGAAGACGAGGAGGAGGAAGAGCACGAUAGAGAGAUAUCAAGGGUUAUGAGUCACAGUCAAGGCCUAAUUAGAGAAUAUCGAGAAUAUCAUCAAAGAGAUCAUCCAAGGGAACCACCGACGUACGAGACGCUAGAGGAGUCCCACUCAUAUCAGUCCCAGUCGCAUUAUCACAGCCAGUCACAGACACACUCCUGUCACAGUCAAAUGGUCCAGAGGUGGGACUUGGGCCCAAGCAGCAGUCCUGACAAAGUGCCCGGUGUAACUGUGGAAGCAUCACACCCUUACUCAAUUAGCCAUGUGAUAGAUCUAAGAGGUAGGGGUGGAGAGGACCGCUAUGAGAUGACAUUAUCAGGGGUUCCUACCAGAAGUGCCUCUCAGGAUAACAGCAGAGAUGACUCCACCACACCGGACACAGAGGACUACUUCAGCAAAGAGUCUACUAGUCCCAGUGAUAACUCCCUCUCUCCUCUGACUGACGAAACAACCAAACCUGAGGAUGAUGUUGUCUUCAUGUCGCCCAGCAAAUCACGUACUACUGAAGACCUGUUCGCCAUGAUCCACAGGUCCAAGAGAAAAGUCCUUGGCCGUAAGGACUCUGGAGAGCUGAGUGGGAAGAGCCGUCUGUGUCCUCCUCCUGCUGCCGUCGUUCCCCCUGCAGCUAUCCUCCCAGCCAUCCCCCCUCCGCCCCCUCUCAUCAUCCCCCCCGCCCCAGCCCUCUCCACCCUGACCGCAGCCGGGACCCAGCGCACACCAGGACCCAUCUACCGCAGCGCCAAGAAGUCCAGCACCUCCAACGAGGAGUUCAAGCUGCUUCUCCUGAAGAAGGGCAGCCGGACUGAUUCCAGCUACCGCAUGUCUGCUACAGAGAUCCUCAAAAGCCCCAUCGCCCCAAAGUCCCCUGGGCACCCCUUGGCUGCGGAGGGCCAGGUCAGGUACCCCACCGAGGAGCCCCCCUCUCCCCUCCAGGAGCCGUCAUUGCAGGCGGCCGAGGAGCAACUCUUCCCCCCCAACCUCUUCCCCAGGCCCAGUUCAGACAGCUUCAGCCCUAAAACACCCCCCACGUCGGCUUCGUCCAGACAGGGGCGCUCCCGGAUCCCCCCUGCAGCCAAUAGUAGUCGCUACAGCACCCGUAGCCGACUCUAUACGGCACCCAUGCAGGUCAUAUCAGAGGGGGAGACUGAGAACUCAGAUGGGAGUCCUCAUGAUGAUCGCUCCUCGUAAAGAACAUGGCAUGCUCAGUGCAGAAACAUGUACCCUAUUCCUUAUUUGGUGCACUACUUUUGACCAGGGCCCAUAUAAGGAAUAGGAUGCCAUUUGGGACGGAGACAUAUGGAUCUGGUUCAGUGCUGUUACUUUAUCUACUGAGUACUGACGGAUACACAACUAAACAAAGAGGGGCUAACCAGAGAGAAGACUACUCGGGACUACCUGCCUGGGGAUUUGAUAUCUAUGUGCAGAACUGAAGAACACAACUUUGUGUUUUGUUCAGUGUAAAGAAAGAAAAAAAAUAUCUUGUUUUGAACUUUGAACUCCCUUUUUAAAUAACCCAAGAUCCUGUAUUGAGUGAUAACGUGGACAAGAGGAGAAAAAUGGAGCGGUAAGACAACCUGUGUGUGUGUUGAAGCAAAUGGAACAUCCAUCGUCAUUUUUUAUCUUCUUGGAUGUUGGAUGACGUGUAUGUCGUGUCCUAACGUGACCCUAAAAUAACUGCUUUCCAAAAGAAUUGCAUUUCUCUCUACACUUACCCAGAGGACAGGUCAUUACCCAGAGGACAGGUCAUUACCCAGAGGACAGGUCAUUACCCAGAGGACAGGUCAUUACCCAGAGGACAGGUCAUUACCCAGAGGACAGGUCAUUAUUACAACCAUAAACACAAUAUUCCCAGUCGACAAAAUUGAAUAAGCUAUAUGUUUUGUAUUGCUACCGCCCCAACACAAAACAAUGGACUGUGAUCACUAUUGACAACCAUGUGUCAAAGCAUUGUUUUACCAAGAGUGAGUUAACAACACACAUAGGUCUACAUGCCAUCCUCACAUAGAUAAACUACAUGUAAAGAAAUAGGAAUGACCUAUGCCCCUAGAAGCGCUCUCAGUGCAGGGAUUCCUGGCAGGGACACAUAAGGUAAAUAUUUGGUCUUGUUGAAGUGAUUUGGUGCAGAUGUCAAGGUGUCAGAAGAGAUGAUGGGACAGUCGUGCUGUGGCCUUUCUGUGCUGGAGGGCCAAGCAUGCAGGGGAUUCACUGACUACUCCAGAGGAGAUAUUUUGGACUAUAAAAACAAUCAAAGAGUGAAAAGCUAUCGAGGGUCUUUACUACUAAUGUUUGGCUAGCUAGCUGGGAGGUUGAAAUGAAUCGGGUUUUCAAAGCUUCUCCUUUGCACUUCGUUAUUAUCAAUUCUUCAAGAAUAUUCCUUGAGAAAAAUAAAACUAAUCUUAUAAUGGAAAAUUCCUAUUGUGUAUAUUUGUAUUGAAUAUAAAGAACAUAGCUAUAUGAAGAGACAUACAAAACUUUUUUUAAUGACACAAACCCAUCAUGUGUAGCAGAGUGGAUUGGUGACGUAGAAAUAGAAUAACUACAUUCUAGAAUGACUAGAUUCUGUUUCUAUGGGGGUGGGUGGGUGGGAUGCAAUCUUACCGUAGUUCCGUAACAUCAGUAGCCAGGGGCACGUCACAAAGCCCAACACAUUAAUCAUUCAACCUUAUUAAGAGAAGCAACAAAUCAUCUGUCCUUGUGAAAAUAUCGGUUGAAUCUUUUUUUUUUUUUAAGAUUUCACUCAAAUAUUACGCUUCUGUCUAGUGUUUUUCAGGGUUUUAAACGAAUUGAACAUAACAAAUGGGUUAUACAUUUUAAGUAAUGACAUUCUGGUGAACAGACAAAUCUUGAAGAGUUGUGUUUCUACAUUGAAAAACAAACUGUAGAUCAAUGAAGUCACUCAAUGUGUUCUAUGAAUACCUCUGCAACCAUAUUACUGUUCGUUUGUACAGAUCUAACAUAGAGAUACAUAGAUAAAAUGACAACUGUUACUCAGCGAAAUUUGAAUUGCAGAACUAACUGAACUGACACUGUGUACGAGGUUACAGGAGGAACAAGCUGUGAACUAAUUAGAAUUUAACAUGAUCUGUCAUGAAUUAAUAUCCGUUGCUGCAGAGCACUGUGGUGUUCGUUGUUUUAUUAGUAGUUUCAUCUAUCGCAUGCAAUAAACAAAAAAACACCAUAUCAUUUUCAAGAGGGGAAAUGUCUGUUAGAGAUACUACCACGAGAAAAGAUAUAGAAUUUUCAGUUUCAUUUUUGAAUAUGUAAAGUUGAGUGUAAUUCAAUAUAUGUACAAAAUGUUUGACAAUUCUGUUUUGUAUAGUUGUGUUCAUGGACAGGGGGGUAUCUUGUACUGUAAAAUGAACAAAAAAUGACUGGACAAUCAAACAGAGAAUUUUGGAAAAUGUAAGAAAGCUAUAAGAGUAUGGGAUGAGUAAGGGAUGAGUGCGUUCUGGAGUUAGUUAUUACGUAGGUUCCAGGUAAAGGAUGAGUACGUUCUGGAGUUAGUUAUUAUGUAGGUUCCAGGUAAGGGAUGAGUACGUUCUGGAGUUAGUUAUUACGUAGGUUCCAGGUAAGGGAUGAGUACGUUCUGGAGUUAGUUAUUACGUAGGUUCCAGGUAAGGGAUGAUGAGUACGUUCUUGAGUUAGUUAUUACGUAGGUUCCAGGUAAGGGAUGAUGAGUACGUUCUGGACUUAGUUAUUACGUAGGUUCCAGGUGAGGGAUGAGUACGUUCUGGAGUUAGUUAUUAGUAAAAAGAUCCAGGGUGAAAUCCUUGUGAGAAUCAGUUGAAUUGAGCUUGAGAUGGGACGGGAGGUAGGAUGGGUAUGUGCAUGCGUGUGCACUUGUGUGUGUAUGUGUGCGUGCGCAUCUGCGUGUGUGUGUAUGUGUUACGUGGACAGUGAGCAGAGCAGGUAGAGGUAGGGUCGUCGUUAGGUAGGGCAACGCACUACAAUUCCUCCCUGUACUCUUAGAUAAAAAGGUGCUAUCUAGAACCUGAAAGGGUUUUUCGGCUGUCCCAAUAGGAGAACCCUUUGAAGAACUCUUUUUGGUUCCAAGUAGAACCCUUUUAGUUCUAGGUAGAACCCUUUUGUCUUCCAUGUAGAACCCUCUGUAGAAACGGUUCUACCUGGAACCAAAACGUGUUCUCCUAUGGAGAGAGCCGAAGAACCCUUUAGGAACCUUUUUUUCUAAGAGUGUAGUGUAUAAUUGUGUUAACAUUCUAUUUCAUCUUAUCGUUUUACAAACUGUUGGACUAUAGAACUACCGCCAUUCAUUUGCCUGGUGUUGAAAUGCCAUACUAUAUAUAUAUCUAAGUGUUUGUUGAACCUUUCUGCGGUCAAAAUGACACAAAAUGGCUGGUUAGACACUGGGGAACAUUGGGGAACAUUGGGGAACCAAGAGACAGGUACCUCUCUAUGCAUUGUGUCUCUCUUUCAAAUGUAGAUUAUGGGGCGACAACUUGACAGGAUCUACAAGAUGACAUUCAUUAAUGACAAUAAUUAUACAGCAUUGUAUAGAAACUAUUUUUAAUCACAGGAUAUUUUAUCCAGAGAGUUAUUUUAUUAUCAUAUUGAAUAACCUAGAAGAGGAAUGAUGGUGAAACUUAGACACUUCAUAUCAGAGUCUAUAAUAAUAUCAUGAUUGAACUGAACUGGCUGAUGCUAAACUUGACGGUGCAUUCUUAGAAUGCAUCCCAAAUGCCACCCUAUUCCCUACCUAGUGCACUACCCCAUAGGGCGCUGGUCAAAAGUAGUGCACUACAUAGGGAAUAAAAGGGGGCCAUUUCUGACUCAGUCUUAGAAUAUAAACGUUAAACUAUAUGGUGUCAAAAUCCACCUUGAGUAGAUAUUUGGGAUCCUCUGAAGUCAUUUUUAAUUGUUCAUAUGGAUUAGUAACAGUAGUUUGACAUAAUCUGUAUGCAGCCAAAAAAAUAUAUAGAUUAUAUUUUGAUGAUUUGUGUUCCCAUUGCAAGUGUCUUUCAAUUUUCAGUAAAGUAGCAAUGUAGCCAUUUCCCCCCAGGCCAGGCCCCACAAACUAAAGACAUUGGUUGGUCUGAGUCCAGGCCCCACAUACUAAAGACAUUGGUUCGUCUGAGUCCAGGCCCCACAAACUAAAGACAUUGGUUCGUCUGAGUCCAGGCCCCACAAACUAAAGACAUUGGUUCGUCUGAGUCCAGGCCCCACAAACUAAAGACAUUGGUUCGUCUGAGUCCAGGCCCCACAAACAAACGUUUUCAAAUAAGAAACUAUUGCCUGCCUUUGCGUGAGACAUAUCCAAUGUGUGUAACAGGGCUGGGAUCGAUUCUAUUUCAAUACCAGUCAAUUCAGAAAGUUAACCAAAUUCUCAAUUCCAAUUCCAAAUUUCUCCUCUUUGAAAAUCAUUGAAGACAAUCGGAAUUGGAAUUUCAGUUUACUUCCUGAAUUGACUGGAUUUGAAAUGGAUUAGAGCCCAACCCUGAAGUGUAAAACCCCAACACAGAAGUGUAAUACCCCAACACAGAAGUGUAAUACCCCAACACAGAAGUGUAAUACCCCAACACAGAAGUGUAAUACCCCAACACAGAAGUGUAAUACCCCAACACAGAAGUGUAAUACCCCAACACAGAAGUGUAAUACCCCAACACAGAAGUGUAAUACCCCAACACAGAAGUGUAAUACCCCAACACAGAAGUGUAAAACCCCAACACAGAAGUGAGAGCCAGAGGUAAUAAUCUUCUCUUGUUUGCAUUGACCUAGACACAUUUUAACCUACGAUUUAAAAAAAAUACUGUUAUACUCUGAGACAUGAUUCCCUGAACUUACCAUUAUUUCAAAGUUUAAAAACAAACAAAAAAAAAAUAUUCUCCUAUUGCACUGGUAUAGUGGAGCUUGUGAAGUUUUUUUCUUUUUUGCUGUAACCUGAAGUUAUAUUGAUGAUGAUAUGUGAUGAUUUGUGUAAAAGACUGUAUUUCCCCUAUUGAUUAAAAUAUAUUAUACAUGGUUCAUUCAUUUAGGAUGCAUGUUCAGGAUAGCACAGGCCAGGCUUCUGUCAAAGGGUUUCAGAGAGUCAGAAGUGUACUGGAAAGAACCAACAAACACAAAAAAAAGAUUUUGAAACUUUAAACAUUAACUUUAAAAGAUGAAAAACAAACUUUAAAAAGAUGAAAAACCAACCAACUAUUUAAAAGGAUGAGCGUUACAGUGUAACUGUCUCGGUCGGUACAAGAUGCUCCUGGCUCACAGCUAGAGCAGAACAGAUUGCAUCACUUUUUGUAUUUUUGUACAAACUAAAUGUAAAUAGUAAACCUUUUUAAAAAUGUUGCAAAGAUCUUUUUCUUUUUGUAAAAUAUUUUCAAAGUUUACAUGAUUAAUGAAUUAAUUCCAAGCCUUUGUAUAUUUUGGAGCAGUGCAACACUAUUUGAGUCUUGUAUUUAUUUUUGGGUAAACGUGAGACCUCCAUUGACUGCUUUAUAUGUUAUUGAUUUGACAGCUCAUCAGACUGCUCAGUGACUGGGCAUAGAAAAGGACAAUAAAUGUGACUGCGUUUAAAAGAAA